UGUUGUUAUUGGAAGCCUUUAUUUGUCAUUUCGUUCCUCAAUCAAUCUUUUUGUUUCUGCCCCUUUCUUUCUCUGAAUCGAAACCCUAGAAGUUCGUCGUCUUGUCUUCCAGAAUCUGACAACUUUCCUCAUCCGAACCUAAAUUCUCUCAUCAAACCCUCACUUAUCCAAUCCCCACCCAAAUUCCCCGCAUCGACCUCACUCCCCUAAAUUCCCCCAUCGCCGGCUCUCUCACGGCCGAAUUCAUCGCAUCGCCGGUUCCGCUACGGUGGCUAUCGCAUGGGUAAGAUUCUCCGAGAAAACGCGAAGCCGUCGGCAAAUUCCUCAUCGGCGUACCCCUCUGCGGCGCCCGCCACCACUUCGUCGACAUCGGUGACGGAGACGGUGAGGGGGUCACACCAGUUCAAGAUCACGGGGUACUCGCUCUCGAAGGGGAUCGGGAUUGGGAAGUACAUGGCCUCCGACGUGUUUUCUGUCGGAGGGUACAAUUGGGCGAUUUAUUUCUACCCCGAUGGGAAGAGCGUGGAGGACAAUGCAACCUACGUGUCGCUCUUCAUCGCGCUGGCCAGCGAAGGCACCGAUGUUAGGGCACUUUUCGAGUUGACCCUUUUGGAUCAGAGUGGGAAGGAGAGGCACAAGGUGCAUAGCCAUUUCGAGAGGACUCUUGAAAGCGGGCCUUACACCUUAAAAUACCGCGGUAGUAUGUGGGGUUACAAGCGGUUUUUCAAGAGAACAGCUCUAGAGACAUCAGACUACCUUAAAGAUGAUUGUCUGUCUGUGAAUUGUAGUGUUGGUGUUGUGAGGUCACACACGGAAGGUCCGAAAAUCUAUACCAUAGCAAUACCUCCUUCUAGCAUUGGUCAGAAAUUUGGACAACUGCUGGAAAGUGGUAAAGGCAGUGAUGUAAAUUUUGAAGUUAAUGGUGAUAUUUUUGCUGCACAUAAAUUGGUACUAGCAGCUCGUUCACCUGUUUUCAGAGCACAGCUUUUUGGUCCUAUGAAAGAUCAGAAUACCCAGCGUAUUAAAGUUGAAGACAUGGAGGCUCCAGUUUUCAAGGCAUUGCUUCAUUUUAUAUACUGGGACUCACUACCAGACAUGCAAGAGCUUACUGGGUUGAACUCAAAAUGGGCAUCAACCUUGAUGGCUCAGCAUCUUCUAGCAGCAGCUGAUCGAUAUGGCUUAGAGAGACUUAGGCUGAUGUGUGAAGCGAGUCUCUGUGAAGAUGUUGCUAUUAAUACUGUGGCUACAACUCUAGCCUUGGCAGAGCAGCACCAUUGUUUCCAACUGAAAGCUGUCUGUCUCAAGUUUAUUGCUACCUCUGAAAAUCUUAGAGCUGUGAUGCAAACUGACGGAUUUGAGUACUUGAAGGAAAGCUGCCCAUCUGUUCUGACUGAGCUAUUGGAGUACGUGGCCAGAUUUACUGAGCAUUCGGACAUCAUGUGCAAGCAUAGGAAUGAAGCAUUACUUGAUGGCAGUGACAUAAAUGGGAGGCGGGUGAAGCAAAGGCUCUAAUAUGUGAAGAACACUGCACAGCUUUCUGUACAUCCCUCUUCUACUCUCCGUUUUAAAAGAUAGCGAGAGCAUGGUUAGAGGGAGAAUAUAUAUAAUCUUUUAUAGGAUCAGAGGCAAUUUUUAAUUUUCUUAGCUUAUUCAUGUGUAAGAGAUGUAAAUGUAAUUUGUGUUGUUGCUGUUACUGUUCUGUUUCACGUGUAGGUUUCUGUAAUAUCUUCAGUAUCACUUUUUACUGGAAAACAUGCCUUGCAAGUGUUGAUCAUUACUUUUUAUAUUCUGUAUGCUUAUUAUUCAAAUGUAGUAGCGUAAGUGCCCUUGAAACAUUUGACUGGCAUCAUCUUA
Molecule: messenger RNA, 1854 nt
Organism: Glycine soja
Lineage: Eukaryota; Viridiplantae; Streptophyta; Magnoliopsida; Fabales; Fabaceae
Product: BTB/POZ and MATH domain-containing protein 2-like
Exons: 4
Coding region: 280-1512 (410 amino acids)
Biological process (GO): protein ubiquitination
Molecular function (GO): protein binding
Source: RefSeq, a predicted model, not a curated record